AUGUCGUCGUCAAAUGGGACACGCCUUAAUGCUGAAGGCACACACCUCACUUCCCUCGAACUGAUCGGCCAGACCCCCCUCAUCCGCCUCAAUAAGAUCCCCCAGUCCCUCGGCAUCCAAGCCACCGUGUAUGCGAAAUGCGAAUUUUUCAACGCCGGCGGCAGCGUCAAAGACCGCAUAGCGCUGCGCAUGAUCGAGGAAGCCGAGAAAUCGGGCCGCAUCAAACCGGGCGACACGCUGAUCGAGCCCACCAGUGGCAACACUGGAAUCGGCCUUGCCCUCGUCGCGGCAGUCAAAGGCUACCGCACGAUCAUCACACUCCCUGAAAAGAUGUCCGCCGAGAAGGUCGCUGUGCUGAAAGCCCUCAACGCAACCAUCAUCCGCACUCCCACCCAAGCGGCCUUUGACUCCCCGGAGUCGCACAUCGGCGUCGCCAAGCGGCUGGAGAAGGAGAUCCCCAAUGCCCACAUCCUAGACCAGUACGGCAACCCGGACAAUCCGCUGGCUCACGAACUCGGGACCGCAGAGGAGAUAUGGAAGCAAACAGCCGGCAAGAUCACCGCCGUGGUGGCUGGCGCAGGCACGGGGGGCACGAUCACGGGCCUGGCGCGGGGCCUGCACAAGCACAAGGAGUCGAUAAAGAUCAUCGCCGCCGACCCGCAGGGCUCGAUCCUGGCUCUCCCUUCGCAGUUGAACGAGGAAUUCGCCAACCAGCCAUACAAGGUCGAGGGCAUAGGCUACGACUUUAUCCCAGACGUGCUGGACCAGAAGGUCGUGGACAAAUGGUACAAGACGGACGAUCGAGAUUCGUUCCACUACGCCCGCCGGCUCAUCGCCGAAGAAGGCCUCCUCGUCGGCGGGAGCAGCGGGUCCGCCCUUGCGGCGACGAUCCAGGCCGCAAAGGACCUCAACCUGGGGAAGGACGACGUGAUCGUCACGAUCCUGCCAGACUCCAUCCGGUCGUACCUGUCCAAAUUCGUCGACGACGACUGGCUGGCCGCGAACAACCUCCUCCCACCGACCCCUCCCGCAGAACCACAAAAGCCCUCCUCGCCGUCGCAGUUGUCGCGCACCCCGAGCGUCAGAAAGGACGACCCCUUCCACGGCGCGCGCGUCAAGCACCUCCGCCUCAAGCCCGUCCAGACCGUCACCUCGGAUUCCCCCUGCAGCGCGUCCAUCGAGGUCAUGCGCGAAAAGGGCUUCGACCAACUCCCCGUCCUGGCGCCCAGCCCGUCACGCAGGCUGGUCGGCCUCGUCACGCUCGGCAACCUGCUGUCGCGCAUCUCGCACGGCCGCGCCACGGGCAAGAGCCCCGUCUCGGACGUCAUGUUCGACUUCAGCCACAUCGGCGAGGUGUCCGUGGACAAGACCGACAUGUCCGACUUGAUGACCACGAGCGCCGAUCCCGCAAGCGAACCCGCGGCGCAGGAGAAGUUUUCGAGCGAAAUGACGGACAAGGAGAACGGCGCCGCAAAGAGCAGACCCCGGGCCCAGAGCAAGAGCAAAGGCAAGAGGAAACAGUUUGUGGAGAUCACCGUCGAGACGCCCCUGAGUGCGCUGAAUAGGUUCUUUGAGUGGCAGAGCGCGGCCAUUGUGACGGAACGGGACGACAAAGGCGCUCUCAAGCCCACGGCGGUGGUGACCAAGGUGGAUCUCUUGACGUGGAUGCUGAGUGAGCAAAAGAUUUAA
Molecule: messenger RNA, 1689 nt
Organism: Cladophialophora carrionii CBS 160.54
Lineage: Eukaryota; Fungi; Ascomycota; Eurotiomycetes; Chaetothyriales; Herpotrichiellaceae
Product: cystathionine beta-synthase
Exons: 2
Coding region: 1-1689 (562 amino acids)
Cellular component (GO): cytoplasm
Molecular function (GO): cysteine synthase activity; cystathionine beta-synthase activity
Source: RefSeq, a predicted model, not a curated record